Molecule: messenger RNA, 5435 nt
Organism: Engraulis encrasicolus (European anchovy)
Lineage: Eukaryota; Metazoa; Chordata; Actinopteri; Clupeiformes; Engraulidae
Gene: rab8a
Product: RAB8A, member RAS oncogene family
Exons: 8
Coding region: 42-668 (208 amino acids)
Biological process (GO): Golgi vesicle fusion to target membrane; endocytic recycling; protein secretion
Cellular component (GO): dendritic spine; plasma membrane; synaptic vesicle
Molecular function (GO): GTP binding; GTPase activity
Source: RefSeq, a predicted model, not a curated record
GCGCUGAGCUAUUGCCGGGCGGGAUUUCCGCAAUAUCAAGUAUGGCGAAGACUUACGAUUAUUUGUUCAAACUACUUUUAAUUGGAGAUUCCGGAGUCGGGAAAACAUGUGUAUUGUUCAGGUUUUCAGAGGACGCAUUCAACUCCACGUUUAUCUCCACAAUAGGUAUUGAUUUCAAGAUUAGGACUAUAGAGCUUGAUGGGAAGAAGAUAAAGCUGCAGAUAUGGGACACAGCAGGCCAGGAGAGAUUCCGAACAAUCACAACGGCAUACUACAGGGGAGCCAUGGGCAUUAUGUUGGUGUAUGACAUCACCAAUGAAAAGUCCUUUGACAAUAUUAAAAACUGGAUAAGGAACAUUGAAGAGCAUGCAUCAGCGGAUGUGGAGAAGAUGAUCCUUGGCAACAAAUGUGACAUCAAUGACAAACGACAGGUGUCCAAAGACAGAGGCGAGAAGCUGGCGCUGGAGUAUGGCAUUAAGUUCAUGGAGACCAGCGCGAAGGCCAAUAUAAAUGUGGAAAAUGCAUUCCUGACGCUCGCCAGAGACAUCAAAGCAAAAAUGGACACAAAAUUGGAGGGCAACAGUCCACAGGGCAGCAACCACGGGGUGAAGAUCACCACGGACCAAACGCAGAAAAAGACCAGCUUCUUCCGUUGCGUACUCCUGUGAAGCCGUGCCUGCCUGCCCGCCUUAUCGUCCGUUCGCACGCAAGCACACACAUACUCGUACGAGCAGGGCGUCACUGGACUGUGCUCUUCUUCUCAGCACUCCCCAGCCCUACUAUCCUUGUGUUCUGCCCCUGUCUCUUCUUUGUUCUCCCCCCUGCCCCUCCCUGAUCCUACCCCUUUUGUACCCUCUCUGUAUCUCCCUGUCCUUCUUUCUUGGUCUCUCUCUUUCUGUGCUCUCCUAUGGCUCCCCCUUUCCCAACCCCACUGUCUCCUGUCCUACCAGUUGGCCGAUGGAAGUAGUCUAUAUCCAUCUUCUUCCACAAGACGCAUACGCGGGUGACGCCAUCCUCUUCCAGGCUUAUGAUCCUUAGCCGUUAUUGCCGCGCUUCCGACUGGCUUUACCGGGCCUAGGUGAAGAGCCCAGCCGGCCCCCAGGCCGGUGCGAAGCGGUGCUCACGCUAGCUGUCUCUCUCUGGCUCUCGGCGUGCAUCCCUCACUUCAGGGAGAGGAGGCUCACCACUCCUGUUUUGUCCUGUCCGAUCUGAAAAGACCCUCCUUGGAGUUCUUGUCUGAAUAUUCCGCUGCCAAACCCAUGCCAGCCCCACCUUCCUUCUUUUGUCCCCCUCUAUCCUACCACGUGGCAGUGGUGGCUGUUUGGUCUGAGAGUUCUCCCAGGGUCAGGAUCAGGCUGUAUAGUGCAAGCCGUUGCUGAGUUGCCCUGAGCACUAUAAUCUAGGAAGCUUCUAUUCUCCAUUCCAUUCUGUUCUCUUUUCUAUAUUUUUCCUUCUCCUUCUUCAUCUCCAUGCAUUCCGUGACAAUCACUUGACUUAACUUUUAAAAAUAGGAAUUUGGUAGCGGGCCACAUACUGUCUGGUCAUGGCUCCUCUCUUGUUUGUGAGAGGUUUUUUGUUUGUUUGUUUUCUUCACGAUUCUUUUUGUAUUUUAUAACUACCUGAACUUUUUCCCUCUUCCACAAUUCCCCUCUCCGGACAUUCAAUCGUAAAUGGCGUAUUCGUCUGCAGGCAUUCCACCUAACUAACGUUGUUUACCUGUUCAUCCUAUUGAGAUUUUUUUUCUCAGUGAGAAUUUGUGCACAACUUGUAUGUUACUUGUAGGUUAGGCAUAUCUGAUUUUCUCUUUUUUUCCCCCCACCCCUCAAGUUUGUUGUUCCACGAAUUUCCCAAAUAUUUGUCUUUCUACUACUGCCCUUACAUAUGGCCCCAAAUGUCAUUUGCUCAUAGGAGUGCCCCUCUCAGUUGGACUACUAAAGAGGGUAGACUGUCAGUGUGUGCCCAGCACAUAACCUUAGCUCAUUGCUGCCAUUUUAUCCAAAAAAAAGAAAAAGACCUCAGUCGGGACUUGUCUCAAUGAAGAUCUGAGAGGUUGUAGCAACCCACCCAACUCGGCCCAACUCUUUUACCCCUUGUUAGUAAUUGUAUACAUUUAGUCAAUCUGGUCCCAGCCAGUAGCAUACAGACACAGACUUGUUGUAGGAUACGUCAUGUGUUUCUGUCUGCCUCCAGCAAUAUCUCAAUUGGAGAGGAAAAUCGUCUGCCUACCCACUGUCCAAUGCACUUUACGAGUGACCUUGGUGUUGUGAGUAGUCUUGUGCUGAGUGGUAGUGUAUUUGCAUAAUGCAAUUAGUCUUUUUCUUAAAAAAAAAAACAUAAAUAAAAUCAAUAUUGUCUCUUGGGUAUAAAAAAAAUAUGUUCAAAUGUAUGUGGACCUAACGACGAUGUUUUUAAUGACUUAAUUUGACAUUUAUUUUUUAUCUCAAAGACAUAUGUAUAUGAAUGCUUACUGUUUUGGUUGAUGCAGUUUCUGAAAUGUCGCCUGCAAUAACACUUAAGUAUUAACUCACAAACGCAACAGACACCAGGAGGGUCAAAGCACAGUAGAUGUCACCCUGUUUUCAUUCAGACUGCCGCCAUAGAGAGAUCUUGGCUCUUCGUAGUUGUGCUGUGUGAUCAGGAGGCAAGCCACCUUGUGAGUGAUGGUUGUAUUGUUUUUGAUAGGGGGGGAGCUAGCCAGAGCUCUUUGUGGCUUUUGUGUGUGUGUGUGUGUGUGUGUGUGUGUGUGUGUGUGUGUGUGUGUGUGUGUGUGUGUGUGUGUGUGUGUGUGUGUGUGUGUGUGUGUGUCUGUCUGUGUGUGUGUGUGAAUGGGAAUGGGUUGCCUAUAUCUCCUCUACUGUGUUGCGGUAGUGUACGUAAGCAUGUUGGCCUCGGGUUGUCUGCAUGGUGGAGGAGAGUGAAGGGUGCAGAGCUAUGCUCUGAUGUGUCAUCAGGAUGUGAUGUGGCCCAGAGCUAGGCCGUUCCCAGCUGUGCAGCAAGGAGAAGGUGAACCUCUGGCCAUACGCCACCAGGCUGUGGUGCCAUGUGGUCAGUUGUGGUACUGUCAUCAGCUGUGAAGAGUGUUUGUAAGGAAAGGGAAAGAUGUGAAGUGUUAGUAUGGGAAAAGGUAGCCUUUUUAGGUCCUUUACACACCGUCAACUGUCAAGCUUGAGCUGUCGGAGCUGUGCUGUGUGCGCCCUGACGAGCCGCUGUCUGUCGCUUCCUCUGAGUGGGAGGACGCGCCCUUGCCGUGUGGGCUGGAGAUGGUGUGGCCUCUUCUGGUUUCCUUUUCAGUCACAUGCAGGCACUUCCUUGCCUGUGUCAGCUUGGGGUGCUGUGCUGUAUUUGGGCGUUGCUGCUCCCUCGGCUUUGCAUCCCAAGGAAUUCUCUGUGAUAUCUGUUCCUUUUAGCUGUGCAUUUGGUUGGAGCCAACUUUCUUGCAGGGUGUCAGAAAGACUUAAAAUAUAUAUAUAUUGUCAAUAUUUUGUAGCCUCUAGUGCUUGAUACCCAUAGGUGGUUUCGCACUCAAGGUCUUUGACUGUAGCUGACAUCUUUCUCCAUCAUUGAUAAGGAUGAUCUAUGUCAGACUGCAGCUUAAGCUUUGUCUUUUUUAUUUGGUGCAAACAGCUAACCGGUUGCAAAAAAAGAAAAGGCUCCUCCUUUUCAUCAUUGACAAUGUCUUACUGUGAGGCUGCAACCAGCAGGAUAAUGUGUUGAGUUUCCUCCAAACCUUGACAUUUCAACAUCUUGUCAUCACACCAGCACACUUGCAUCUUACUUCGCAUCUUCCUGGUCCACUCGGUCUGGCACGCCCAUUUACCAUAUUGGGUUUUUAGACAGUUUUUCCCCCUUUUCUGUUUGUUUCCCAAAGUGAAAGCCAAGCAGGGUAGACUUAUUUGGUUUUGGGAAGUCUGUGUGUGAGCAGUGAUGAACUGCAUGGGAUGUUAGGUGAGCAAAAGGGGGGUUCAGGGUGUGUCCCUGGCCUCGACCUUGGCUCCUUGUUUGGAGGUUGAAAGCAUUCCGUUAGAAACAAAACAAACAAAUGAAGAACAGUGUUCUGUAUGUUGAUGCAAUGAGAUGUUUGUCUGUGUGUGUGCGUGUGUGUGGUUUUGUCUUUGUUUUUGUUUUGGUUAUUUUUUUAUGCUUUUUUCCCCAGUUUCCCAGGUUUUAAGUUAGACCGUUCUCUUCCGUUUUUGAGGUCUUUUUGCCUGGGUGUGGAGCAGUUUGCCUAUCAAAAACAGUGUACUGGCUUCCCGUUUCAAUUCAUCAAUUUAUUUUUGCCCAAAGAGAUCAAAUGAUCACUUCCCUCUCCUCCCACCGGUACCUUUUAUUGAAAGUGAUUAUUAUUAUUAUUAUUAUUGGGUGCUUUUUCUAGUGUCCAUAUCUGCCACUCUGUUUUGAGUCAGUUAAUUGAUCUCAGAUCUGCAUGCGUUCACAGCCGAACCCUUUGUCUUAAUUGCUAAUACUUGAUCUCUUUUCAUUUUGAAACUAUGCAUCAUGAAGGUUCAUAUUGACAACCUUUAACAACACACUUUUAUUAAUGACCUUGUGGUUUUGUUUCUUUUUAAUAAUUUUGAAAACGGCAUCAGUCAUUUCUGUAUUUUUUGAUUUGGUCUAUACUUUCCCCCCCAUUUCUCAAAUCUCUGUGCAAUGUUUUUUUUUUUUUUUUUUCCCUCUGCAAAUACUUAAAUACACCCACCUCACCUGUUUGGCUGUAUGUAGUUCGGUGCAAAAAGGAUGUCUUCCAUGCUUGUACUGACCUGUGGCUGCCUUGAUGAGGGCUGUUGGUCAGUCAUUGUUUUAUGGUCUCAGGAGAGUGCCAUAGUCACCCCCACCCGCAGCCGAUCAUGGAACUAAGGGGAGUAUUUCAAGAAACUGGCUUAGCAGUAUAGCAGGUUAACUUAACCUUGAGGUAGUGGUAAAUCAUCUAAUAGAAGACCCUGGAGACUAAAUUACAUCUGUGAUCUAUCUUUUAGCAGGUUUACCACUUUCUGUUGGUAAACCUAGCCAGGUUUAGCACUUAGCCAUGUUCAUGUAACCCCCCCAAGGUAGUACUGCACGCCACCACUCAAAUCGUGCCCUCACACUUCUCCCAAUAGGUUUUCGGCUCUUACUGUUUUUGUUUUUUGUUUUUUUUCUUUCUUUCUUUCUUGCAUUGCUGUCUAAUUCAUAUCAUAUACCAGUUCUCUCUUGUUUUUGUUUUAUGUUUUCAAGGACUGUUUUCAUGUAUCUGUUGAUUUUAGAGGUAUAUGGGGAGAAAAAAAAAUUAAGUUACCUUUUGGAAAAAAAAUUGUAAAUAACACUCUAAAAAGAGAUCUACGUAAAAACAAACAAAACAAAAAAAAUGUACUGUACUUUCUAAAAUCAUAUGAAAAUUGAUCUACAGUUUUGUAGAUAUCUGUACUUUUGAUUUAUUAAAAUAAGACUUUUAAAGAAAA